Messenger RNA from Arthroderma uncinatum, 2223 nucleotides. RefSeq lists its product as uncharacterized. The record is from RefSeq and is a predicted model, not a curated record. Lineage: Eukaryota; Fungi; Ascomycota; Eurotiomycetes; Onygenales; Arthrodermataceae. Bases 1 to 2223 code for a protein of 740 amino acids. The transcript has 3 exons.
AUGUCGAGGGCACCCGAGAAACAGAGAAUGAUCUCAAUAUUGAACAACGACGACAACCCUUCAUUUGCGGUUCGACCUUCAAAGUCAUACAAAGUUCGACAAGAGCCCACAGCGUACUCGCAACAGCCACAGAGCUGGUCGGGUUCGGGAAGGGAUACCCCAGAAUCAGCCAGCCUCCGUCAGGGGGAUACCCGCUUACACUGGAGGGACAUGGAGUCGUCCCCUGAGUCUCACCUUUACUCUCACAAGACACCGUCUUACUACUCUUCCUCUCCUCCACACCAUGGCGUGCCCCAGCAUCCAUCACGCGGUUACGAGCAGGCAGAAAGGCGAUCUGCAGCACAUUCUAUCCAAAGCGACCGCCGAGUGAGAGAACAGGAGAAGUUGUCUCCACAAUCCAGUUUUAGCAAUUCCGCCGACUGUACGGCCCCUCCGAUGGCCAAGAAGAAUAAGCAUGCCUGCCCAUACGCCACCUCACACGGUUGCACAGCUACAUUCACGACCUCAGGCCACGCCGCACGCCAUGGAAAGAAACACACUGGAGAAAAGAGAGUUCACUGUCCGGUGUGCAAUAAGGCUUUUACCAGAAAGGAUAAUAUGAAACAGCAUCGGAGGACGCAUCGCGAGUCGGGCGCUGAUACCGAUAUCGACAGUCAAGAUCAAAGCCUACCAGACGCUUCAUACUCAGGGUCCCCCGGCUCUACUACCGCUCAACUGUCAGGAUACGACAUGGACGCACCGAUGGAUCCACGUUAUACUCAGUCUCGACGGCAUUCAAGUCGCUCUGUCACUAGCUAUGAGGCUUCUCCUCGUUAUGCAUAUACCGAGCUCCCCGACCCGCUGGAUCAGGAUUACGAGAGACGGCCGCGCUCGUCGGCAUACCGAUCGGAUACUGCGGGGCGCUUCUUGCUUUUCUUGUAUAUAACGGCCACUGCGCAGCCCUACGUCACGGGCGGCGACAUAUAUAAGAGCCUGCUCGAUGCCUCUCGAGAUGAGCUAACGUCCGUUGUUCUCUAUCCAAUAAUCAGCCUUUCGUUUGCCCAGUUAUGGCUGCCGACUACUACAAGAACCAUCCGUACAACCGGGGCUCGUCGAGACACCACGACGGGCCUCACGCGAGGCAAGAACUGUACGAAGAAGACAUUCGCCACAGCCAUCCGCCUGACUAUUAUCAACCCGGACAGGCUGAGAGAGACCCGUAUGGUGAAUCGAGACCAAGAGGAAGCGAACGCGCAGGACCAAGGCGGUCCCAUUCAGCCGAAGGAGGAGGCAGACAUCGUGGACGGGAUCGAUAUGGCGAAUAUGAUUCCUCUCGAGAUGACGAGCCGCGCCACAGUCGCAAACAUCGCCGCCUUAGAAGCUCUUGGCUUCACUGCGGGGGCAGAUGAGACUCGAAAACAUGACGAUCGUAGUCAUCGUCGCCGCCAUGAAUAUGAAUAUGACGAUGACCCCAGGGACCGAAGGGAUUAUGACCGCCGCCGUUACGAUUAUGAUGACCGUCGUCGAGAUUCAAGCCGUGGUAACCACCGCCGUCACAGAAGCACUUCGUCCGACUCCCGUUCACGGAACUAUAAAGACCCGUCAAAUAAGAGUUUACAGAAUACCAUUACUGCCGCUUUAACUGCAGGAGUACUAGAGGCAUAUCGCGCCCGCAAUGAGCCUGGCGAGUGGACGGGAGAGAAAGGGAAGCGGAUUCUGGCUGCUGUAGCCAGUGCUGGUGGGACUGAAAAAUUGCUCGACCAUGGCGGCUCCGGUAAAUCUAGCAAAAAACAUAUACUGGAGGCCACCUUGGCUGGCCUCGCGUCGGGCCACCUAGCGGGGAAAUCUGGUUCAGGAAGGCACCGUUCGCACUCAGAAGGCCGCAGCAAAGUAAGCACUGGUGCUACUGCUGCAUUACUCGCUGCUGCAGGUAAAAAGGCAUACGAACAUUAUCAAGCCAAGUCUCGCGAUUCUGGAAGGGGUGGAUACUCCAGCGACGAUGAAAGACCUAGCCGGCCUGGGAGAUCGAAUAAGAAGCGAAGCAAGAGUGUGUCAGAAUAUGUGACUCAGGGUAUUGCCAGUCUUGGAUUGAACAAUGAUCACAAUCGAGAUCGCGACCGAGAUAGUGGCCGUGACAGUGGCCGUGAUCAUCGACGGCACCGCACACGAUAUAGUAGCCCAUCGGAUGAUGAUUAUGAUUAUUCAGACAGACCUCGCCGAUCUAGACGACACGAUAGAUAUUAG